AUGAAUGUUUUAGAUAAACCAGUACUAAGUAAAACUACAAAAGCUGCAAGAGAUGUUUUGGGAAGAAAAUUAUUGUUUAGAGGUGAAUUCAAUUACAAUGUGACUUUCCAAGUUAGAAAGAUAAAAGCAAAGGCUUUUGAGCUAAAUAAUUUUAAUAAUCUAUUUGGAACGAAUUGGAUAGAGAAAUUCGAUCUCUGUGAUUUACCCAUUAACCACUAUUGCAAAAAUGUAAUAGGCACAGGCACAAGUUCUAACACAGACUUGGACAAAUUGCAAAAAGAAUUAAAGAAAGUAUUCCCAGAUGUAUUUUCAGACGAACUAGGUGCAUGUUUGAAAACAAAAGCAAAAUUUGAGAUAAAAAAGAAUGCAAUACCAAUUUUUAAACCAAAAAGAAAUGUGCCAUACACUGUGUUAGACCAGAUAAACUUAGAGAGACUAGAAAAAAUUGGAGUUAUCCAAAAAUUGGCAUAUUCUAAAUGGGCAUCAUCAACUGUGUAUGUUAAGAAAAAGAAUAAAAUCAGAUUGUGUGCUGAUUUUUUCACUGGGUUAAACAAAUGUCUUAAAAUGUUCAACUAUCCGCUACCUACUCCAGAAGACAUAUUUGCGAAAUUAGAUAGUGGCAAGAUAUUUUCUAAAUUGGAUCUCUCUGAUGCAUAUCUACAAAUUAGAGUAGAUCAUGAAUGCUCUAAAUACCUAACAAUUAACACGCAUAAAGGACUGUAUAAAUACAACAGGUUAUCAUUUGGCUUAAAAGUCACACUGGUGAUCUUCCAACAAAUUAUGGAUGCAAAGUUAGCAAACUGUGAAUUCACAAUUGCGUAUCUCGAUGACAUAUUGAUUAAGAGUGGAUCAAGAUGUUAG
Messenger RNA from Octopus bimaculoides (California two-spot octopus), 861 nucleotides. RefSeq lists its product as uncharacterized. The record is from RefSeq and is a predicted model, not a curated record. Lineage: Eukaryota; Metazoa; Mollusca; Cephalopoda; Octopoda; Octopodidae.